GUUUCUCGACGGGUUUUAGCCAUGACCAACAUGCAGCAUUAUAUGGAUGAUAUCAACGAUUUAAUGGAAGGUAUGAACGAAGAAAUGACAAAACGACUGGCACGAGUCACUAAAUGGGAUGAGCAGAUCGAUGUAGACUCAGCAGAAGCUCAGAAAUUCGAGAAAAUCAUGUUUGACACCCAAAAAUCAGAGAAGGAACGCGUCGAGGCCGGCCGUAAAUUGGCCGAUCUCAAAUGCCGCAUCAGAGAGCUCGCCGAGAAGAAGACGCUGCUCGCCGAACGAAAUCACCGUACAGUACAGGCGGUCUAUACGAAAUUGAAUGAACUCGCCUAUCAUUGCAAGUGUGAACUCGAAACAGACAAUCCAGGAUCUACGGAACAGAGGGAACGAGUAUUCUAUCAAACUCUGGACAAGAAUUACCGUGGAGAAUAUCAAAGCUCGAUUCCAAAUGUUCGAACUACAAACUCUGGCAGACAACGUACUCGUGAAUAUUCUGUGAUGACUGACGAUGAUAGAGCUUCGACAAGUAGUGGAACACUGUUCACUAAGAGAGAAAAGUCAUCACUGAAGAAAGGCCCCGGACGUCCGCGUAACGCCUUCAAAAUGGCACAUUUCGAUCGAUUUCCGGUGGAUUCGAAUGCAUCGAGUGCUCGUUCCAGUAUGGAACCAUCGGAAUGUGGUGGCAGUCAGAAUACGAAGAAAUUGUCAAAAUAUAUGAAGAAAAAGAACGAGAAAAUGCGGAAAGAGGAGCAGAAAUUGUCCAAGUUUGAUGUUAAGAGAGAAGUCGACACUGGUGAUUACGAAUCGUUCGCGCUGAAUCAAUGGAAUAACGAUGACGAUAUGGGAAUGACGUCAUCAAAAAUGAUGAAUGGGAGCAGUUUAAUGGAACUGUGUGAGGAAGAAGAAGCUGAACUUCUCGAUUGCUUUGCAGGAUUACCAUCACCACCAAGAGGAAUGAUGGAUGUAUUGGAUGUUACUGAAUCGGACGUCUGCGGGAUGGAUUUGUACCCGAAGGAUCACAAAUCGGAGAAUUAUGAUGAUUUCCGUCAUCCUGGAGCAUCAGCAAUGAGCAGCCAAAGUUUUACACAUAAAAGAGCUAAUAAUGCAGCACGAGCACCACCAGCGGUUGCAACAGCAGCAGCAGUCUCAUCGUUCAGCGAUUCAACGAUUAUUCGAUACGAAAAGCAGCGUAGCCACACGCCGCCGCAGAGAAACACUCUGUUCGGUUCGAUAAGCGAUACGAGUUUCAGUGGAAGACCCAGAAAACUAACAGACCGCGUCACUGAAAUGAUCAUAUCGAACCGAGAGAGAACAAAAAAAUAUCGUGAACAAGAGGAAUGGUGCAUUUGCAAUGGAAUGAAUAUCAAUUCGGGUAUGAUGGUCGAGUGCGAGAACAAAAAUUGUCCCAUCAAAUGGUUCCAUUUCGAAUGUGUUGGACUAUUGGCUGCUCCACUUGACGAAUGGUACUGUACCGACUGUAAUCCAUUUCAUUAGCUCUUCAUUUCUCUAGUUUAUGAUUUUUUCCCCUAGAAAAUUGUUUUUUGUUUUGUUUUUUAUUUGUUUGUUCUCUCUCUCUCUCUCGUUAUUUGUUCGGUUUAUUAAUUGAUUACCCUUUUUUCCUUUUUUUUCAAUGUUUAAAUUCAACAAAAACCACGCGCUGCUAUCAAAUUCUGUAGUUUGUAGUCAAUAGCAGCGUGUCAUCAAAAUAGUAUCAUUUUCUUAUAACAUUUCAUUUUCUCCCCCCGUUUAAUUUCACUUUCUAUCAUUUUUUUUUGGUCCUUCGAUUUUUCUGGUUUUUAUCGAAAAUUCUGAAAUUAUUUUUUUCGCUGAAAAUAAUUUUCAGAUUUUUUAGACUCGUGUUAACUGCCUUCGCCACACCUUUCUGGUUGAAAAAUAUGAACAUUUCGCUUUUU
Messenger RNA from Caenorhabditis elegans, 1913 nucleotides. RefSeq names its product PHD-type domain-containing protein (gene Y43H11AL.1). Bases 22 to 1494 code for a protein of 490 amino acids. Lineage: Eukaryota; Metazoa; Nematoda; Chromadorea; Rhabditida; Rhabditidae. The record is from RefSeq and is marked reviewed. The transcript has 10 exons. Gene Ontology annotation, cellular component: nucleus.